Messenger RNA from Saccharomyces eubayanus, 1314 nucleotides. RefSeq names its product cleavage polyadenylation factor subunit MPE1 (gene MPE1). Gene Ontology annotation, biological process: protein ubiquitination; ubiquitin-dependent protein catabolic process; mRNA processing. The coding region runs from base 1 to 1314 and encodes 437 amino acids. The transcript has a single exon. The record is from RefSeq and is a predicted model, not a curated record. Lineage: Eukaryota; Fungi; Ascomycota; Saccharomycetes; Saccharomycetales; Saccharomycetaceae. Gene Ontology annotation, molecular function: nucleic acid binding; ubiquitin protein ligase activity; zinc ion binding. Gene Ontology annotation, cellular component: nucleus.
AUGAGUAGUACCAUCUUUUAUCGUUUUAAAUCUCAAAAAAACACAUCGAGGAUUUUGUUUGAUGGUACAGGGCUUACAGUGUUUGAUUUGAAGAGAGAAAUUAUCCAAGAGAACAAACUAGGCGAUGGAACAGAUUUCCAGCUGAAAGUAUACAAUCCGGAUACAGAAGAGGAUUACGACGACGAUGCAUAUGUUAUACCCAGAUCUACCAGUGUGAUAGUGAAAAGGUCUCCGGCGAUAAAAUCAUUUUCUAUACAUAGCCGACUUAAAGGGAACGUGGGAGCAGCAGCCCUGGGGAAUGCGACGAGAUACGUUACUGGUAGACCGAGAGUGUUACAGAGGAAACAGCAUGCUGCCACAACCACUGCUAAUGUAAGUGGUGUCACAGAAGAAGAAAGAAUAGCUAGUAUGUUUGCCACGCAGGAAAACCAAUGGGAGCAAACACAAGAAGAAAUGUCUGCAGCUACCCCUGUUUUUUUUAAGUCACAAGGGAACAAGAAUUCAGCACAAGAGAAUGAAGGCCCGCCGCCGCCGGGCUACAUGUGUUAUCGUUGUGGUGGUAGAGACCAUUGGAUCAAGAAUUGUCCUACGAAUAGCGAUCCAAAUUUUGAGGGUAAAAGGAUCAGGAGAACCACGGGUAUCCCAAAAAAGUUUUUAAAAUCCAUUGAGAUAGACCCUGAGACGAUGACGCCCGAGGAGAUGGCUCAGCGGAAGAUCAUGAUAACAGACGAGGGGAAAUUCGUGGUUCAAGUCGAAGACAAACAGUCCUGGGAAGACUACCAAAGGAAAAGAGAAAACAGGCAAAUUGACGGCGACGAAACGAUAUGGAGGAAAGGGCAUUUCAACGAUCUACCCGCCGAUUUGAAGUGUCCCUUGACGGGAGGCCUUCUAAGGCAACCCGUAAAGACAAGCAAAUGCUGCAACAAAGACUUUUCCAAAGUGGCGCUGGAAGACGCACUGGUGGACAGCGACUUUGUUUGCCCCAACUGCGAAACCAGCGAUAUUCUUCUGGAUUCGUUAGUGCCCGACGAGGAUAAGCAAAAGGAAGUGGAAGCGUUUUUGAAAAAGCAAGAAGAUCUGGGCGGCAAAUCCAAAGAUGGCAAGCAGCCUGAAACCAAGAAAAUGAAACUGUUGGACACUACCAGCACUGCCGCCUUGAAUACUCCCACUCCUAUGAAUAACGGUGGCACACCCGUCCCCCCAGUACCUCUGCCCUUUGGCAUGCCGCCUUUUCCCAUGUUUCCAAUGCCCUUCAUGUCUUCGGCACCGACGGCUCCAAAUCCUCGCCAAACAGAGGCAAGCCCCAAGAAAUGA